CUUUUCAAAGGAAUAUAGACAUGGCAUUGCAUCAUCUCACUCCCAAAGCAUAUGAUCAUUUAUCACCAAAAAAAACAAGCGAAAAAAAACACCCCUUCCCUAUCGAUCAAUUCCCAUCUCACAAUCGUGUAGAGAAAAUGGAGAUUCUGAUCCGAGGAAAAACAUGCCAUUCUGGUUACAAACAGCCCUGCAAGGCAUACCUCUCCUCGUGCUUGAAACCCACCACCGCCACCAUCACCUUCAACCCCAAUAAAACCACCCACCUUUCGAAAGUCCGAAACAAAAUUCCCACGGCUCUCCAUCGGGAACUUGAACCCAGAAAAUGCAAGACCCGCACUGUAGCGCAAGCGGCAUGCGCGGUGCUCCGUGGAAAACCAAAAAGAAGAAAAUAUAUGAUGACGUCUCCGAUGGGUGGGGGCGCUAGGGAUGCAGAGGGGUGUAGGAUGCGCGUCACAGAUGUGUGCAGGGGGGUUGUGUGUGUGUGUGUGUGUGUGUGCUUAUGUGGAGAGGUCAGACUGUGGAUUUUUCUUUUGUUAUUGUUAUUGUUGUCUGAC
This is a messenger RNA of Bipolaris sorokiniana ND90Pr, 554 nucleotides long. RefSeq lists its product as uncharacterized. Lineage: Eukaryota; Fungi; Ascomycota; Dothideomycetes; Pleosporales; Pleosporaceae. The transcript has a single exon. The record is from RefSeq and is a predicted model, not a curated record. The annotation marks the transcript as partial.